ACGACCUUGUUUUAAUCCAAAUUGCUGUGGGUAUACUUGCUCAUCGGACAGGAAGUAGGUCUCAAUGGAAAUGGUUCAUAUCUUAAGACCGCGAUCAUUACUCAGUUUUUGACCUUUGUUUCUACUUUUAUUGCCAAGUUAGACGAUAAGACACUUUGAGAAUGUUUGAUCUUUGCGUUGUGGGCGCAGGUUUGAUUGGAUCCGCCGCAGCCAAGCAUGCGUCUAAGUUUCUCAAUGUCUGCUUGAUUGGCCCGGAUGAGCCUGACAGGAAACGCUCCGAAGAUUCGCCAAGGGACAUAUAUGGUGGACAUUACGAUGAGGGGAGAAUUUACAUGCAGUCAACAUCUGAUCCUGUCUGGGCCAGACUAGCUCAAAAGUCAAUACCUAGAUACGCCGAAAUUGAGAGAGAAUCCGGAAUCGAUAUUGCCAAGGAAGUUGGUUGUCUUUCAGUUGGAAGUCGAGGAGGAAAUUACAUUACCUCGGUAAAAUAUGUUGUUGAGAAAGAUAAUUUAGGCGCAAGUGUCUUGAGCGGAACAGAGGCUCGAUCUCUCUUUCCUUUUCUGUCAAUUCCAAAAGAUGACGAGGUGGUGUUUGAGAAGCAUUCGGCAGGAUACAUCAGUCCCAGAAGACUCGUAAAAGCCCAAAUAACGAUUGCAAAGACUAACGGUUGUCUGCACAUACAAGAGGAGGUUCGAAGCAUAACUCGUGUAGUCCCCGAUAGUGAAAAUCCCGGUAUGCUGAUGGAGGUGACGACCGACUCUGGGACAAAAAUUCUAGCUAAGAAAGUCCUUGUAGCCACUGGUGCGUUUACAGCCUUCAGAGAUCUGUUAGGAAAUGAAGUUUCUCCCGAUACAAAGCUUUAUCCAUUGGCGGUCACGAAACUGGAAAUCAGCAAAGAGGAUGCUAACAAAAUAAGCACCAUGCCUUCAGUCCUCUAUUUCGGUCGAGGUGGAGAUGACUGGAGUCGGGAUUAUCCUGUUGAUCCCCGGGCACCUGUCGUCUUCUACAUGCUUCCUCCAAUUCUUUAUCCUGAUGGAAAGUACUACAUAAAACUUGGACACUCUCAUGACUCGGUACCAAAGCUACUGCGUUCCGGGACGCAGAUGAAGAAGUGGUUCGACCAGGGACCAGACGCUCGACUUACUCGGCAAAUGGCAGACAUGAUCUUAAGUGUGGUGAAAGGAGUUAAAGUACUUUCUUUCCAUGGUGACAGUUGUGUGGUGGAUGUUGCCCCUAGCAACAGACCCUACAUAGACCUAAUCCACAGCCAGCUAGGGGUAGCCAUUGCAGGGAAUGGAUAUGCAGCCAAGUCCAGUGAUGAGAUAGGAAGACUUGCGGUGGAGUUACUGGCGAAUGGCAAAUGGGAUAUUGACCUCCCUCAGGACUUAUUUCAUGUAAAGUUAAAGUCAAGGGGUGGUAUGUGUACAAGUAAACUGUAAAAAUCCUAAAAGUUAAUCUUUUUAGUUUUGUUUCAAAGAUGAGUUAAUCUUUUUUUUAAUAUUAAUUGCUCUCCGAGUGACUGUUAAAGUUGAUUAAAAUGUUAGAUCUGAAAUGACAGUCUGGUUUUUCCAAGAAUAAAAUGAAUGGAAAU
This is a messenger RNA of Saccostrea cuccullata (small rock oyster), 1591 nucleotides long. RefSeq names its product N-methyl-L-tryptophan oxidase-like. The coding region runs from base 162 to 1439 and encodes 425 amino acids. Lineage: Eukaryota; Metazoa; Mollusca; Bivalvia; Ostreida; Ostreidae. The record is from RefSeq and is a predicted model, not a curated record. Gene Ontology annotation, molecular function: flavin adenine dinucleotide binding; sarcosine oxidase activity. The transcript has 6 exons.